UCCACACUACACAAAAUUUAUUCGCUCAAGUUCUCUACAAUUACAAGCUAAACACGCUAAAUCAGUACAGCGGUUUUUUUCCUGUCACAUAAAACAAGAAGAAAAUUCGCAGAGGAAUGACGAAGGGAACACGGAACUCAAAAGGCGAUCGAUUCCCGUUUAUCGUUUAUUAAUUCUGAAAUAAGAAGUGAUUGAAUUGUGUUUUCGGUUCUAUUUCUUUAAUUUAUGUUCUUCCUCUACCCAAUUUCAGGCUAAAGGUAUGAACCUUUUUUUUUUUUUUUCUCGNUUAUUCUUUCUUCAAUUUUAUCAAUUUUUUGUGGUUUGGAUGGCAACUAUGUGAUUAGAUAUCACCAUUUUUAGCUCUGAGGAGCUUAUUUUUAACGAUACGGUACUGUAAUUUGCUUCAAUUAUUAUUGUUCAGUGUUUUACUUUUGUGGAAAUUGCAGAGGUUCGCGAUUUGUGUAGACCCUUGUGAAAGUCAGCUCAUCUGGGGCGAUUUUAGUUCAUAUGAUAAAUUGAUUUUAAUUGGCUUCAUGGCUGCUGUGGACAAUUUUGCAUAAAUGGGAAAAUCUAUUCACUGGAGGAGUAACAAAAUAUAUAAAAUAUUUUCUGGGGAUUGAUCUCACAUCUGCACAAUGGUGAAUCUCAAAGCUCCCCGCCGACCUAAUAUUACUUAUAGGCCCAUACGCCCAUCGGACUACAUAGUUCUUGAGAAAAUUCAUGGAGAUUUGUUCCCCAUAAGGUAUGAAUCUGAUUUUUUCCACAAUGUUGUUAACGGUCGUGAUAUUAUCUCGUGGGGAGCUGUUGAUCAGAGUCGACCGAAUGAUCAAAGUGACGAACUAAUUGGAUUUGUUACUGCAAGAAUUGUUCCAGCAAGAGAAACCAGUUCACUAAUCCAAGAGGUUAUAAAAUACUCGUCAAGCAUUUCGACAUGCCGUGCUGUUUAUCUACAUGUGAUAUCUUACAAUAAUCCAGCCAUACAUUUGUACAAGAAAAUGUCAUUUGAGUGCUUACGAAGGCUCUACAAUUUUUACAUCAUCAACGGACAACAUUACGAUUCGUACCUCUUUGUCUACUAUGUGAAUGGCGGCCGAUCUCCGUGUUCACUUUUAGAACUUGUCACGCUAUUGGUUACUUAUGCUAAGGGUGGGAUUAAAUCAAUGGCUGCAAAGCUAUGGAAAAACGAUGAGAAAAGGAUUUCAAGGUGGACCAAAUGUAAGGAAUCCGGUUAUCUUCUUCCUACAGUCCAAAACAAAAGAACUGUCACAGUCGAAAGCUCCCGGUGCCAGUUUAUAUAAUAAAUCCAUUAAUGCAAACAGUUUUAAAUGCUUAAUAACCAAACAAUAUGGAGAGUGAGUCUCGUUUUCUCAGCUGACCGGCCUCUUUGUUGUCUUGUUUAUGUAGUAACUCAGGGAAUAUUGUGAUAUGUCGUAAGCAGUUUGAAGCAUGUAGUAUAUAGAAUGCAUAUGGUUCUGUUGUGUGUACUCGGGUUUUUAUCUAUCGCGUCGUGUUUGGCAUUGAAUUUGGAGGCUUUUAUCAAUAAGAUACAGUUUGAACAAUGUAGUAUAUAGAAUGUGUAUGUGUUGACAAGAUGAAUGUUCAGUGGGAAUUCACACUUUUGCAACUUUAGAUAUUUGGAUUAUCCUAAGCUAAGGCAGCAUUAUGAUAUCAAAUUCAAUCUUUGAACCUAGCAAAAAGGUGUAAAGAGAGUGAAAAAGUGAUGUCAUGGGAUUAUAAUUGUAAUUUAAUCCCUACAAUGUACUUUAGCCUUCAACUUUAAUCCAUGCAUAAUUGAAUAUUUCC
Molecule: messenger RNA, 1803 nt
Organism: Striga asiatica
Lineage: Eukaryota; Viridiplantae; Streptophyta; Magnoliopsida; Lamiales; Orobanchaceae
Source: the annotation of a GenBank genome assembly